AUGUGCUCAUCUUUAUCUGAAGAGGCACGUCUGGAGCUGCAAGAGAUGUGUGAUGAAAGUGGUCCUGCAAUCGACGCCGCCAUAAAUGAAGCAAUAUCCGAUGAACAACUCAACUUGGCCAUCGAUAUCAUAAUAGAUAUGGACGCUUCGGUGCCAAGCUCAUCCAAGGCGGCUAAGAGAAAAAUUCUACAGGAUGAUGAUGAUGAUGAUUUCCAAAAUCCACCGCCAUCUCACGAAGCUCCAGCACUUCCUUCCAGAAGCAAAAAUAUGCAUCUGGCAAGGAAGAAUAUAAGGCCUUCUUCAUCCGUCCGAUCGCUGUCGCCGACGCUCUCCACCUCUUCGUCAUCCACCACCUCUGACGAUUCCGAGGAUUGGUUGGAAAUUAUAAAUGAAGAGUUACAGCUGAGGGCGGAAUUCCGUCAGCGAGUGGACGGAAAAAUGAACAAUGGAAAGAAGAUUAAAAGCAGUGAAGACCUCAUAUUCCGCAUCAAGGGGGAAAAGAAGUCACUGAGGGUUCACAGAGAGACCCUCAGGGAACAGAUCCGGCUCCUUGAUGCGCAGGAAGGAGAGGUCUGCCAAUGAGACGAAGAGAAAAUAUGAG
Molecule: messenger RNA, 601 nt
Organism: Anoplophora glabripennis (Asian longhorned beetle)
Lineage: Eukaryota; Metazoa; Arthropoda; Insecta; Coleoptera; Cerambycidae
Exons: 3
Coding region: 1-582 (193 amino acids)
Source: RefSeq, a predicted model, not a curated record